AUGUCGUCAGCCGUCAUCUCCGCCGACGACGCUCUCGAGCCCACGCUCCAGUCCCUCCUCGACCAGCGCUCUCUCCGCUGGAUAUUCGUCGGCGGCAAAGGCGGCGUCGGCAAGACGACCACGUCGUGCUCCCUGGCCAUCCAGCUCGCCAAGGUCCGCCGCUCGGUGCUCCUGAUUUCCACCGACCCGGCGCACAACCUCUCGGACGCCUUUUCCCAAAAGUUCGGCAAGGAGGCCCGCCUGGUCGACGGCUUCGACAACCUCAGCGCCAUGGAGAUCGACCCCAACGGCAGCAUGCAGGACCUCCUCGCCGGCCAGGGAGACGACGACGUCAACGCCAUGGCCGGCGGCAUAGGCGGCAUGAUGCAGGACCCGGCAUUUGCUGCAAGUCACACGCCCCGUCCCCCCCCGUCCCCCCCGUUACUUGACCCGACCGUCUCGCAGAUCCGUCAAUGUCUGCGUCCCGGCUAA
Molecule: messenger RNA, 471 nt
Organism: Metarhizium album ARSEF 1941
Lineage: Eukaryota; Fungi; Ascomycota; Sordariomycetes; Hypocreales; Clavicipitaceae
Product: arsenical pump-driving ATPase
Exons: 1
Coding region: 1-471 (156 amino acids)
Biological process (GO): post-translational protein targeting to endoplasmic reticulum membrane
Cellular component (GO): GET complex
Molecular function (GO): ATP binding; ATP hydrolysis activity
Source: RefSeq, a predicted model, not a curated record